CACUUCACCUGGACGCUCCACGGUGGACACAGGCAAAUGAAAUACGAUGAGGAUUUUAUUUUUCUGGGCGAACAGAGCUUAUCUCAGACCAGAUAGUUUGAAAAGAAAACCAGUUUCAGCUUCAAGAACAAACAGAUUUGUUUUAAGGCGGAACCAUCCUGCUGUGUGGUGAUCUUCCUAGAGUUACCUAAGACACUGAACAAUCCUUCAAGCAGCUGACUUCAUUCACAGCCUUGUACCUGCUCCAGCUGCUCACAUGGCCCACCCUUAUGAACCCUGGUUACGGACAGCACCACCUAGUGGCAGCUCAGAAGACAUGAACAUCCCCUCCUGGUGGGACCUUCACCGAGAUGUGCAGUCAGGGAGCUGGAUAGACUUGCAGACAGGGCAAGGUGUUGGUUUACCUUCAGUGAGUCCAGGAAGUUCCAUGGGGCUGCAGUCUUCUUUAGGGCCGUAUGGCUCCGACCCACAACUGUGCACCCUGCCGCCAGCACAGCAUGCUUCGGCUCAUUCGUCCCAUCUCUUCCCCCAGGAUGGCUUCAAAAUGGAGCCACUGGCCCCUGAAAUGUUACAGCAGGAAACAUUCUCUUUGGAGGAACCUCAAGACACCUCUGUUACAGCUCGGCCAAAACCCCAGCGCCGCUCCUCCUCCCGAGGUGCCGGCCAGGCCGUGUGCCGAUGCCCUAACUGCAUCCAUGCUGAACAGAUGGGCCAGAGUGCUGAUGACAGAAGGAAGCACAUGCACAACUGCCACAUCCCUGGCUGUGGCAAAGCCUACGCCAAGACCUCCCACCUGAAGGCUCACCUGCGCUGGCAUAGCGGGGACCGCCCGUUUGUCUGCAACUGGCUCUUCUGUGGCAAGAGAUUCACACGCUCUGAUGAACUCCAGCGCCACCUACAGACACACACUGGUGCUAAGAAGUUUAGCUGCGCAUUAUGCCCCCGAGUGUUUAUGCGCAAUGACCACCUGGCAAAGCACAUGCGUACACAUGAGUCCCCACCAGGACACGGGGAGGAGAGGAUAAACGGAGACGGGAGGAUGGAAAAAGGCUUUGAUGCACCCACACCUUCACAGUCUUCAUCAAACGUGUCUGCGUCUGACAGCACAGAGCCCCCACUGAAGCUGAAAUGUGAGACUGACCCAUCAGUCUCCAGCGUGACGGGGCAGUCUGGAUAAUCUCUUCACUUUAAAUUUGAAAGAUUUUACCAUCUGCUCCCCUCUUUGUCACAGAGGUGUUAUAGUUUUACAAACAGAAUAGAGAGAGUAGAAAAUCUGGAUUGAAAAAAAAUUAUCAACUGUGGGCCUGUGAAUUUAUCAACUGAGGGCACUCAGUAAUAACUGUGAUGUUACAGCACCCAGAAAAACAGGAGUUUUAUCUGCUUGUAAAACUCGGUAGUUAGAAGGGAAAAGUCGCAAAGGAGGCAGCAGAGUUGAAGCUGCAGGACUUGAACCACUGCUAGAGCUCCACCCAGCAGACCAAAAGACUGGGAUGAGUCCAGCAGAAGAUGGCUUUGUUUACAAGAAAACAAUCCAAACUGGAAGAGAAGAACAGGCUGAUUUACCAGUUUUAGAAAAGAAGACAAUGGUGGUAUUUUCUUCAUAUUUACUACAGUUGUCACUACAUGCAUGUAGCCUAUUGUACUUAGAGAUAAUGCAGCAUUUUAUUACUUAAAAUGGUCAACGACCAUUAGGAUGCAGUUGUGCUUAUGCAAUUUAAAGUACUGUGCAAAAGUGCUCAUCUAGCCCUCAUUUCUUUUUAUUUGACAUCUUAGCAGGUAGGCUUUGCUGUAAACUUAAGGUGGUCUUGAGCAGUAGUUUCCCAGACUUUUUGAAGGUAUUUCACAGUUUUUCUUUGGAAAUUUUCUGCAUUUCUGUCAUUUUUAGACCAGUCCUUGUACCUGAACAUUUUCAGAAGAAUUUUUGUCUGUUAAGCCAACCUAAUACUGUCCUAUGAAUCAUUCAAACAUAAAAAGGCUCUUAACUUAACCGAUAAACCACUGCUGUGUUGACACAUGACACAAUUUUAAAUUUGAUCUUUAAGACAGUUUGUUAUCAACAGCCUGACAGAGGCACAUCAUUUGUUACCAUUUGUUACCAUAAUUUCAUAUCUAUGAAAAUAAUACCAAAGAAACAACAAGGUGAUUCCUAAAGAGAUAUUAGCUGAAAACGUGGCAUAUCUUAGCAUGGUGUGUCUUUAAAACAUUUGAGGAAACUUUGAGGACUAACUAACUAUCCACAGCAGAUGAACAGGAUCUGAAAGUAAUGUCCUGAAUAAAUGUGAACAAAUCCAGCAAACGUCUGACACAGGCCCUUAGAGAUGCAUCUGGAUUAUCAUUUGAUCCAUGUUGGCUGAUGCCUCAUCAGAAAUGGCCUCCGUGGGAAGGUGGUUGUCAAGAAGCCCAUCUUAAGGAAGGGAAACAGGGAGAAAAGACUGAGGUAUGCCACAUGACACAAGACCUGGACUGAUAAUCAGUGACAACAGGUCUGAUGGAGGAAUGAAUCCUUCCCAGAGCCCAGACUGCAACAUCUCAACAUUACUGAAACAGUGUGGGAUCAUCUUGAUGGAGAACAGAACAAAAGACAAAAACAUCCAAAGAAGAGCUUUGGAAAGUCCAUCAAAAAGUCUGGAGAAAUAUUCCUGAAGACUACUUAAAGACAUUACUAGAAAGCUUAUCUAAGAGGGUGCAACCUGUGUUGAAGAAUAAAGCUGCUCAAACCAAAUAUUGACAAGCUCCUGAGAAUUCUGCAAACUGUUUUUGCCCUAAAUAAUGUUUUUUUUUCAAUAGUUUUUUGCAUGUUUUAAUAAACCACUGCUUGUGUUUCCUAUUGUACUACAUAGAUAAACGAAAUGAGGAGUUGUUCAAGACU
Molecule: messenger RNA, 2869 nt
Organism: Melanotaenia boesemani (Boeseman's rainbowfish)
Lineage: Eukaryota; Metazoa; Chordata; Actinopteri; Atheriniformes; Melanotaeniidae
Gene: sp6
Product: Sp6 transcription factor
Exons: 2
Coding region: 257-1177 (306 amino acids)
Biological process (GO): regulation of transcription by RNA polymerase II
Molecular function (GO): RNA polymerase II cis-regulatory region sequence-specific DNA binding; DNA-binding transcription factor activity, RNA polymerase II-specific
Source: RefSeq, a predicted model, not a curated record